UGGCACUGUCUCUUGUCGACUAUGACCAAGUAUAACUAACUCAUUGCGCCCUGCGCAUCUCUUCCAUGGAGACUCGGUCAUGAACCGCUCAGAUUCAUUAUAUCAACACUGAUAUCCUCUUCGGUGACUGAACAAACCGAAACCACUACUUAUUCCCGCCAGCAACCCGACCGUGAAUCACUGGAGCACAAUGUCGACCACAACCACCGCCACCACUACCACUGCUGUGGAGACAGCCCCGAUCACCUUGACGUUGGCGUAUGACAAGGAGAUCCACCAACAAUACAAGUACGCGGACUACCUGCCAGUCUACGACGAGAAAACCCACUUUGGUCCCCUGCAGCCGUUUGACUUUGUGGACCGCGGCCUCGUGGCGAACAAGCAGAAGCCGAACCUGCUCCCCAAGGACAACCCAAGCGUCAAAGCCUCGAAGUUGACCCCGGUCAUUGGCACCGAGAUCCGCGGCCUGCAGCUGUCGGCGCUGAACGAUCUGCAGAAGGAUGAACUCGCGCUCCUCAUUGCAGAGAGGGGCGUUGUCGUGUUCAGGGACCAGGAUUUCAAGGACAUCGGCGUCGAGAAGCAGAAGGCAUUCGGGCGGUAUUUCGGCCCCCUUCAUAUCCACCCCGUCGGAGCGCACGUCAAGGACCACCUCGAGCUCCACAACAUCUACCUCGGCCCGGACAACGAAUAUCGUUCCCGGAGCAGGGGCAACAAGCUCACGACCACCGGCUACCACUCGGAUGUGUCAUAUGAGCACCAGACCCCCGGCAUCACAAUCCUGACCCUCCUCUCCGUGCCCCCCACCGGCGGAGACACCGGCUGGGCCUCCCAGACCGCCGCCUACGCGCGGCUGUCCCAGCCCAUCAAGACGCUCCUCGAGGGCCUCCGGGCCGAGCAUAGCGGCUUCCCGCAGGCCGAGAACGGAAAACGGGACGGCAAGUUUGUGCGCCGGGACCCGAUCAAGUCCGAGCACCCCAUCGUCCGCAUCCACCCGGCGACUGGCCAGAAGGCGCUCUUCGUCAAUCCCGGGUUCACGAAGCGGAUCAUCGGGCUGAGGGAAGAGGAAUCUUCCGCGCUACUCAAGCUGCUUUUCAAGCAUAUUUCCCUGGGACAGGAUUUCCAGGUUCGUGUCAAGUGGGAGGAGGGCACCGUUGCUCUGUGGGACAACAGGGUCACGGCUCACACGGCCAUUUCCGACUACAACGUCCAUAACCCGCAAGAGGGACUGCGACACGGAUUCAGGAUCACCACCUUGGCUGACAAGCCUACGGGUGUGAAUGGGCUUGAGUCGACGUGGUAAGGGGCUUAUGAAGCUGAAUCUCAGUGGGGAUGCCAUUGGCUCUUUCGAUGGCCAACUUAUGAUACAAGAGGCAAAGCACUUUUUGACUUCCAUCUCAGGUUCACUCAGAACCUUGUCACAAUCAUGUUUUAGUUCUUGAUCACAAUCUUGGAGAAUCAGUAGUGUUGUUGAAAUCCCAAUGGCCCAGAUCAUAUCGCCCAAGUUAUUAGC
Messenger RNA from Phialemonium atrogriseum, 1510 nucleotides. RefSeq names its product TfdA family taurine catabolism dioxygenase TauD. The record is from RefSeq and is a predicted model, not a curated record. Gene Ontology annotation, cellular component: cytoplasm. The coding region runs from base 191 to 1300 and encodes 369 amino acids. The transcript has 5 exons. Gene Ontology annotation, molecular function: 2-oxoglutarate-dependent dioxygenase activity. Lineage: Eukaryota; Fungi; Ascomycota; Sordariomycetes; Cephalothecales; Cephalothecaceae.